ACAUUUCCGCUUCCGGUCGGUGCCUGAUCCUGAUCAUUCGUGAAGAUGUUGGGCGAUUGUGUUCUUAUUGUGUUCAUUUCAAUAUGUACAGCUUUACUUGGAGAAGGUUUAACAUGGUUACUAGUUUACAGGACUGAGAAAUACAAGAAAUUGAAAGCCGAAGUAGAAAAGCAAAGCAAAAAGUUGGAAAAGCAGCGAGAGGCCGGCGGAGAAGCAGCUGAUCGUGGUCAGAAGAAGAAAUUAGAACGCCAGGAAGAGAAGUUGAAAAACAACAGCCGGGAUUUGUCGUUUGUGAAAAUGAAAUCCAUGUUUGCGAUUGGUUUUGCAUUUACUGCCCUUCUCAGUAUGUUCAAUUCAAUAUUUGAUGGUCGGGUUGUAGCCAAGCUGCCGUUUAUGCCCAUCUCACUGAUGCAAGGGAUCUCACAUCGGAACUUGCCAGGAGAAGAUUAUUUUGACUGUUCCUUCAUCUUCCUGUACAUCCUCUGUACCAUGUCCAUCAGACAGAACAUUCAGAAAAUGCUUGGUCUUGCUCCGUCCCGGGCCGCCAGCAAACAGGGCACCGGCUUCUUCACCCCACCAAGCCAGCUCACAAAAUAAUGUCCACGCCAAAUAUACUACACCAUUGAGCAUAGUGUCUUCACUACCGGGAUGCAAGUUAUCAUGAUGAAUAAAGGCUGAGUAAUGAUGACCGGCCACAGAGAAUAGGAGGGAAGAAGAGUUGCUGUUGAGAGCUUUGUCCCAUUAUUUCAUCUGAUCAUAUAAUAAAAUAAUUGAUAUAAUAAAAUGCUCAUUGGACAUCUAAAAGUAAUAUGGUUAAGUCUUUUAUUUUUUCACUUUUUUUGUUUUUAUUCAUACAACCUUCAAUGAAAUAUUGUAUUAUAUGUAGAUUGUACUGUAUGGUAUCCUACAAUGGGACAGUAAAUAGACAGAACGCCUACCUCAAUUGUUGAGAUAGUACCUAUCUUAUCCCUUCAGGCGUGGGGUAUUCCUUGUAUCAUAUUUUCAUAAUUCUAUCACUUCAAUGUUGUGUCCAUGUCUAUGAAAUAAUUGUUUACGGAUAUACCUAUUCAGAAAUAAACAUUUUAUAUAUAA
Haliotis rufescens (red abalone) is the source of this 1092-nucleotide messenger RNA. RefSeq names its product calcium load-activated calcium channel-like. The record is from RefSeq and is a predicted model, not a curated record. Gene Ontology annotation, cellular component: cytoplasm; endoplasmic reticulum; endoplasmic reticulum membrane. Gene Ontology annotation, biological process: endoplasmic reticulum calcium ion homeostasis. The transcript has 7 exons. Bases 46 to 597 code for a protein of 183 amino acids. Gene Ontology annotation, molecular function: calcium channel activity. Lineage: Eukaryota; Metazoa; Mollusca; Gastropoda; Lepetellida; Haliotidae.